Aureobasidium namibiae CBS 147.97 is the source of this 3231-nucleotide messenger RNA. RefSeq names its product antiviral helicase. Gene Ontology annotation, cellular component: nucleus. The coding region runs from base 1 to 3231 and encodes 1076 amino acids. The record is from RefSeq and is a predicted model, not a curated record. Gene Ontology annotation, molecular function: RNA helicase activity; RNA binding; ATP binding. NCBI's taxonomy places the organism in Eukaryota, Fungi, Ascomycota, Dothideomycetes, Dothideales, Saccotheciaceae. The transcript is spliced from 3 exons. Gene Ontology annotation, biological process: maturation of 5.8S rRNA; RNA catabolic process.
AUGGACGACCUGUUUGACGUCUUCGACGACGCCCCGCCCACCAAAAAUGCUUUAGUCGCCAACGACAAAUCGAGCAAGAAGCGCUCCGCAAAUGGCCAUGUCAAGACCCCCGAACCCACCACCGUAAACCAGGAUGCUGCCACCCCUGCCGCCGACGAUAACGACGAGGACCAAGGCGUGCCAGUAUCUUCCGAGCCCGAGACCGCUGCCCCUGCCUCCGAGUCCAAGCGCCAAAAACGCGAUGAGCCCGCCCCCGUUGUGACCGAUUCUUUCGAGACCGAGCAAUCCAGAGAAGUCGCCGCCGCCGCUGGUCUCCAGGCCUCAAAGGAAGAAGCAAACGUCGUCCUCUCGCAUCAAGUUCGCCAUCAAGUCGCCCUUCCUCCGGACUACGAUUACAUUCCCAUCUCGCAGCACAAGCCUCCGCCGAACGGCCCCGCCAAAACAUAUCCUUUCACCCUCGAUCCCUUCCAGCAGGUCUCGAUCGCCAGUAUUGAAAGAAACGAAAGUGUCCUGGUCUCGGCUCACACCAGUGCCGGAAAGACUGUCGUUGCCGAAUAUGCAGUCGCCCAAUGUCUGCGCGAGAACCAAAGAGUUAUCUACACCAGUCCCAUCAAAGCCUUGAGUAACCAGAAGUUCAGAGAGUUCCAGGCCGAGUUUGGUGAUGUUGGUCUCAUGACUGGAGAUGUCACGAUCAACCCCACAGCCACCUGUCUUGUCAUGACCACCGAGAUUCUGCGCUCCAUGUUGUACAGAGGUUCCGAGAUUAUGCGCGAAGUGGCCUGGGUCAUCUUUGACGAAGUCCACUACCUCCGCGACAAAUCUCGUGGUGUCGUCUGGGAGGAAACCAUCAUCCUUCUGCCCGACAAGGUCCACUACGUCUUCCUCUCCGCUACCAUCCCCAACUCGAUGCAGUUCGCCGAAUGGAUCACAAAGACCCACAACCAACCCUGCCAUGUUGUCUACACCGACUUCCGACCUACUCCUCUCCAACACUACCUCUUCCCCGCUGGCGCAGAAGGCAUCCACCUCGUUGUUGACGAGAAGGGUACUUUCCGCGAGGAGAACUUCCAGAAGGCCAUGGCAACCAUCGCCGACAAGGCCGGAGACGAUGGCUCUGAUCCUAUGGCUAAGCGCAGAGGUAAGGGCAAGGACAAGAAAGUCAACAAGGGUGGCAGGAAAGAAGGUCCCUCGGACAUCUACAAGAUUGUCAAGAUGAUCAUGAUGAAAAACUACAACCCCGUCAUUGUCUUCAGUUUCAGCAAGCGUGACUGCGAGAACUAUGCCCUCCAGAUGAGUCAACUCGCUUUCAACGACGAUAACGAGAAGGCAAUGGUCAAGAAGGUCUUCGAGAGCGCUAUCGAAAUGCUCAGCCCCGAAGAUCGCGAGCUGCCUCAGAUCCAGCACUUGCUGCCUCUUCUGCGCAGAGGUAUCGGUAUUCAUCAUUCUGGUCUUCUCCCCAUUUUGAAGGAGACCAUCGAGAUCCUCUUCCAGGAAGGUCUGAUCAAGGUUCUUUUCGCCACGGAAACAUUCUCGAUUGGUCUGAACAUGCCUGCCAAGACUGUCGUGUUCACCAGUGUACGCAAAUUCGACGGUGUCGCUGAGCGCUGGGUCACGCCAUCUGAAUUCAUCCAAAUGUCUGGACGUGCUGGAAGAAGAGGUCUUGAUGAACGUGGUAUCGUCAUUAUGAUGAUUGACGAGAAGAUGGAGCCCGCAGUCGCCAAAGAGGUAGUUCGUGGUGAGCAGGACAAGCUCAACUCGGCCUUCUACCUCGGUUACAACAUGAUUCUCAACCUGAUGCGUGUUGAAGGUAUCUCACCUGAAUUCAUGCUUGAGAGAUGUUUCUACCAGUUCCAGAACACCGCCAGUGUCGCUGGACUGGAGAAGCAGUUGCUCGAGCUGGAGCAGGAGAGAAACCACAUGAGCAUUGAGGAUGAGCCGACCAUCAAGGACUACUACGACCUCCGCACACAGCUCAACAACUACGCUAAGGAUAUGCGCGAUGUUGUGAACCACCCUCAGCACUGCCUCCAGUUCCUCCAAUCUGGCAGAUUGGUCAGGAUCAAGCACAACGACCACGACUUUGGAUGGGGCGCUGUUGUCAACUUCGCCAAAUGCCGCCCUCCCAAGGGCCAGCCUGUACAAGAUCCUCCUAACGCAAGCUCAUAUGUCGUGGAUGUUCUGCUUCAGGUAGCCAGCGACGUUACCGUACCUGCUAACAAGAACAACGAUGAGCUUCCUCCCGGUGUCCGACCUCCUAUGGCUGGUGAGAAGGGCAAGAUGGAAGUUGUACCAGUUUUGCUAUCCACCGUCGAUGCGAUCGGCCAUCUCAGAAUUUUCUUGCCUACAGACUUGAGGUCACCAGACCAAAGAAACAAUGUCCGCAAGGGUCUGGAGGAAGUCAAGAGAAGAUUCCCCGAUGGUAUUGCCAUCCUGGAUCCUGUCGAGAACAUGGGCAUUACAGACGAGGGUUUCAAGAAGUUGCUUCGCAAAAUCGAGAUUCUCGAGUCAAGACUACUCUCGAACCCUCUGCACAACUCACCCAGGCUUGCAGCCCUCCAUACACAGUACGAGCACAAGGUUCAGCUUGGUAACAAGAUCAAGGACGUCAGAAAGCAGAUCAGCGACGCCAUGUCUGUGUUGCAGACGGAGGAGCUCAAGCACAGACGAAGGGUCCUUCGCCGCUUGGGCUUCAUCAACGAAGCCGACGUAGUGCAACUCAAGGCUCGUGUUGCUUGUGAGAUCAGCACUGGUGAUGAACUGGUGCUCAGUGAGCUACUGUUCAACCGCUUCUUCAACGAGCUUACCCCUGAACAAUGCGCGGCUGCUCUCAGUUGUUUCAUCUUCGAGGAGAAGAGCAACGAGACACCGACAUUGAAGGAAGAACUCGCCAAGCCUUACCGUGAGAUCCAGGCUCAGGCUCGCACUGUGGCUAAGAUCUCGCAGGAGAGCAAAUUGGCUGUCAACGAAGACGAGUACGUUGAUGGAUUCAAGUACCAGCUCAUGGAAGUCGUCUAUAAGUGGUGCAAUGGAGCAACCUUUGCCGAGAUUUGCAAAAUGACGGACGUGUACGAAGGCAGUUUGAUUCGUCUGUUUAGACGUCUCGAAGAGCUCUUGCGCCAGAUGGCACAAGCCUCGAAGGUCAUGGGAAGUGAGGAGCUUGAACAGAAGUUCGAGACAGCACUCACAAAGGUAAGACGUGACAUUGUCGCGGCACAAUCGCUGUACUUGUAA